Messenger RNA from Manduca sexta (tobacco hornworm), 6512 nucleotides. RefSeq names its product band 7 protein AGAP004871. The coding region runs from base 35 to 892 and encodes 285 amino acids. The record is from RefSeq and is a predicted model, not a curated record. Gene Ontology annotation, cellular component: plasma membrane. NCBI's taxonomy places the organism in Eukaryota, Metazoa, Arthropoda, Insecta, Lepidoptera, Sphingidae. The transcript has 7 exons.
GCACCACGGGCUAACUUACAGCUGGUCGUUUAUUAUGAUGGUAGAAAUGUCCAGCCGCCAGCACCUCUAUCCGACAAUCAUGUCGUCGAAUGAGGACGCCGGCUCCGAAUCUAAAACAUGUGGCAAGAUCCUGGUGGCGCUGUCAUGGGUCCUGGUGGUGCUGACGAUGCCGUUCUCUCUGUUCAUAUGCUUUAAGGUCGUUCAGGAAUACGAACGUGCGGUAAUCUUUCGUCUCGGGCGUUUACUCUCAGGCGGCGCCAAAGGACCCGGCAUAUUCUUCAUCCUGCCAUGUAUUGACACGUAUGCUCGCGUAGACCUGCGCACGCGCACCUACGACAUUCCGCCGCAAGAAGUCCUGACAAAAGACUCCGUGACUGUAUCCGUUGACGCCGUGGUGUACUACCGCGUGCACAACGCCACCAUAUCGAUCGCCAACGUGGAGAACGCUCACCAGUCCACCAGGCUGCUCGCUCAGACCACCCUUCGCAACACCAUGGGCACCAGGCCUCUGCAUGAGAUACUCAGCGAGCGCGAGACCAUCUCCGGCAACAUGCAGUUGGCACUUGACGAGGCUACCGAAGCUUGGGGGAUCAAGGUCGAACGCGUUGAGAUCAAAGAUGUCCGCCUGCCAAUCCAACUGCAACGCGCGAUGGCUGCCGAGGCCGAAGCCGCCAGGGAGGCUCGCGCCAAGGUAAUCGCCGCAGAGGGUGAGCAGAAGGCAUCGCGCGCCCUCCGUGAGGCUUCUGAAGUUAUUGGAGACAGCCCGGCCGCUUUACAACUACGAUACCUGCAGACCUUGAACACCAUUUCUGCUGAGAAGAAUUCCACCAUCGUGUUCCCGCUGCCGAUCGACCUGAUUACAUACUUCAUUAAGGCCAAAGAGGAAGUUUAAACUGUACAUUAAUAUUGUUUUAUUUUUAAACAACCUUAAAGUAGAAUUAGUAGGAUUCUUCGUUAGCAAUGGUAAAUAAAUGCCAAACUAAUUUUCGAUUAAUGAUGUAGCGAAUAUAGCUAGAUUUGCUUAUAGCACAAAAAAAAAUAGCUGCAUCUAGAUCUUAACAAAAAGAUUCAUCAAGAAAGCUGUGUUUAGCUGUAAUUUAGUUUAUUCUUACCAUAUAAGAGGAAUCGUAACGGUUUAUUAACAUAAUUUGGCUAAUUAAUUAUCAAACUAAAAUUGACUAAAACAAUGGUCAAUAAAGUAAAAAAUUGUAAAAAAAUAAUUCAACCACAUAAUCCAGCUUUACCAAAAUGAGCCCUUAAACAUCAUACCAAUUAGAUUUUCAACUUAAAGCCUGGGGUAUAUUUGUUUCCUACCAUUAGCACAUCAUAUAACAAUGCACAAUCUCUGCGUUAUUUAAGCAUAUUUUAAUAUUAGUAAGUAACUCGGCACGACCAGGGUGCUUUUUCUGUGUGGGCUUAGGGAGAUGCUUAAUAGAGAUUCGGACAACUUCUAUUAUAAGAGGACCUGUGCUGGCCGCGUGCCAUCCCUAUACUGUUAUUUCAUGUUCUAGACAAAAGUUGCUCGUCAGUGGAAUUUAGAAUAAAUUGAAAUUGAUCAAAGAAUUAUACAUAUCAUGGGGGACGCCGUAGUGUGACCUCCGACGCCGCCUCGCUUGUAUUUAUGCUCAGUCUGAUUUCGACUAGUAUGCAACAAAUAGAUUAUUUAAGAAUUAUAUUAGUCUGUUAUCAUAAAUUUAUUUUGUAGUGGCGUAACGCCGUAAAGUUUAUCUUGUGUUUUAGUAGUUUUUAUGUUCUUGAUUUAAAUUUGGACUAGGUAUAGCCUCAGUUGUUAUUAUUUACUCCCGCAGAAUAGGCUUUCGGGGAGGAAUGACGCUUAAGAUCUUUCCUAAGCGGCCCUUAAAAGAGCUUCUCCUGAUGAAGUGUCCGUCCAGACACCUACAAGUACAAACAAUAUAAUAUAGUGCUCAAGACCGUAUGUCGUGUGCAAUCGCUGCAUUUGUCCGCCACUUUUUUAUUCACUGUAGUUUUUAAAUUGAUUUUGCUGGUUCUAUUGGUGAGUUAAUUAAAAUGAUUUGUAGCUCUAGUAUUAUCUAUUAGCAUUCUUUUUUUCUUUACUUCUUAAUGCACCAACUUUAACCUUUCUUAAUCAUCAACUAUGUUGUGUAUUUCAUUUCAAGUUCUUAUCAAAUCUAAUUCCGGAUAUUGACAUACAGAAUUACGAAGUAAAUAUUAUAUUAUAUGGUUAAAUUUACUGCUUAAAAUAGCUAUAAUAGGCUUAGAAAAUAAGUAGUUAAUAGAAAUGUUUAUUGAGUAUUUAAUUAGGUGAAGUCAGUCCUAUAAUAAAAAAAAUCAUAAUCAUUUCUUUUCCAGUUAUUCGAAUUUAAGUCUUAAGUUCUAUAUAGUCGCUAUUUAUUUACAAUUAUCACUGAGUUAUUUGAUUUUAAACGUUAUGCCGUGGGGCGACGGCUUAGAAUACUAAUCGCCCCCCCUUACUUAUCCUGUGGGGGUCGUAAGAGGCGACCGAAGGAUCACGGGCGUCCAACUGUCCAGGCUGGACCGCUUCGGUGAAAAACCCGCUUCGCGGGAUCAGCUGCAGUCUAGCCAGUUUCAUUUUAUGUUCUAUAAUAGUUGUUAAGGCAUUUUAAAUAUUUUUCGAAUUAUUUUUAUUUAUGGCUAGUAAUACGACCGAAUAAUAGUAUAGAGUUAUUGAUAGAUUAAACCGUGUCAUAUGUAAAAUACAUCGAUUGCAUGCGAUAUACGGCCUGCUAUCCAGCAUAACCUUCACAGCAAAAAACGAAUACAAUAUUUGAGCAAUUAGGUAGUGAAUUAGUGAUAAGUAUAUUAGAAGUUAUUUUAUUAUAAUUGCAGUGUUAUAUACAGUAGAAACCUGGUGGUCAUUCAUUUGGGUUUAGAUUUAUUUGGACAGUCAGAAACAAUAAUUUGUUUAUUGAUAUUUCUGCAAAAAAGUAUUUAGUUUUCGUUCAUUUGACUUCACCAAAAUAUCUUCCACUCUAUAUCUUAUAUCCUGUAGAUAAUUGAAAACGUUGCCUAAGUAAUAUCUAUGUGAAUUUAUUAAUGAAUAAAUAUAAACUUUUUUAUUAGUCAGUGCUAUUAAGAUAUUAACUUUUUUCAAACUAUAUAAGUUAUAUGCUUAUUUGAUUUUUAGCUUAUAAUUCAUCAAUAAUAUUAAUAUAAUUCAUCAAUAAGGUUCUACUGUGUGCAACAUAUUGAUCUCAUAGAUAUAUUAUGUAGAAUAUAGCGAUAGAUAUAGUGAACUUAGGCAAAUACUGUCAACAAGAGAGAAUAGAAAUUAAGAAUUAAAAAAAUAUAAUUGGGCACGAGAUGUCUAUAUAUACACAUUUACUACCAAUAUAUCUAUACUAAACUUAUAUAAAUUCAUCCAUCCAUUCUUAUUAAUAUUUAUUAUAACACUAUAAUAGAUUUGUCUAUUUAAUUCAUAAGUUAUUAUUUAAUUUCUAUUUACUUAAGUUGACAGUAUUUAUACUCAUAGCGUACUGCGUAGGCGCGAUAGGUAAAGCAGCUUUAGGAAAAAAAAUAAAAACAAAAAAAAAUAUAGUAUGUAGCAAAAUAUAAUAAAUAUUACGUAUGUACUUAUUAUAGAACGCGUCAUUUUUAUGACCGUAGUCUUGGAUUGACAUGGGAAGCUCACUUGAUUGGAUAGUAACUGACUUUUAUAUUCAAUAUACUGAUGUUAUAAUUUGCGGUUAUAAAACUUAUAUAAAUUUUAUCUUAUAAGAAUGCUUAUUUUUCAUAAUUGGCCACAUAUACUUAUUGUUAAAGCUUGACUCUAUAUUAUUUGCUGUAAAUGUAUUUAAUUAGAAAGUAAGUAGUUAAUAUUGUUCUAAGUAUAUAGGAUUAAGAAGGAUGUGUAAUAUGUACUGGCAAAUAGAAUAAGCACUUUGCGAGUGCGUUAUGAUCGUGGCACGACUAUCGCAAUCUAAAUGUUGAGUAAUGUAAGACUUUAAGUAUGUAAUAAGGCAUAUAUAGGAGUAUGGUAGAAUAUUAUGAAAAUAGUAUUGUGCGGCCCAAGGAUAACAGCAGUUGAUACGACGUUCUUAGAUGAUAUAAAUAUCACUCGCGCAGAAGGAACAUGCGUGCUUAUAUAUAAUGUAUAGAUAAAUAGUUAUUAGAUUAAUUAAAUAUUAAACAACGAAAUUAUUAAUAAUACAAAUGGAUUAUGCUAAUUAUAAGCGAUAUAUAUAAACUGCACGUAAAUUACUCUUAACAAUAAUUAGUUUAGGUAAAUAAGUGGUAGAGCCACGCUGUGGACGUACAGCAUGAAUGGGCCGGUUCGACCGGGGUGGUACCACUGUCUCACAGAAAACCGGCUUGAAACAACAGUUUUGCUGAUGUGUUUUGUGCGGUCAGUGAGAUAGCCGGUGGCCCUAUUAUCCCUUCCCGCUCCUGUCUCCCCACUCCUUUCCUAAUCGAAUCACCCACGACACGUCCUAUAAUGUGCGAUGAGCCAUGUCCUGGGAAAUUGUGAGCGGUGGUCACAUACCAUCAAGAGGUCCAUACGCUCAAACAAAAGCUUAUAAUUAUAAAGGUUAUUGCCGCGCAGUCUUAUUAUUUGCACGUGGAUAAGAAUAGAUUAUGUUAGAUAAACUAAAUAGGUAUACACAAAAUCAGGCCGACAUACUGUCGACUGGCAAGAGAUAAUUAUCAUUCGCAAGGAAUCACUUAUGUGUUUGAUUGUUGUGCCUGAAAAAAAAUCUCAAAAAAAGUAAAAAAAAUCAAAAUUAAGGCUGGGAUGGAUAAAGACACGAGUCAAAAUACUUGGACAAUGCACGUAAUAAAGGAAUUUAAGCAUUGUAUAUAUUUUUAUGAACGUUUUAGUUUGUGUAUUGCUUUUAAUCGCUCUGAUUUGACAACCAAGGAGUUAACUAACUAAAAUCUUUAUAAAAGUAUCUAAUUCACGGUCUAUUAUGGGAAGGCGGAUUACGAUCUAUAUUUGUGGCUGGCUUAUACUGUCGUAACGUCUGCUAUUUUAUCAUAAUAGACUGUAUUGUAGGCAUAACAAGAGCUAACGCAAUUAAUUUACAUUAGGAUUUACAUUAGGCUAAAUUACUCGUGCCCAACUAUCCAUACAGCCACCAAAAAAAAAAGAUUAGGUCCUAGUUUCUAUAAUCACGUAAUUUUUGAUAAUAACACAAAUUAUAUUAUAUCGUCAUUCCGAGUAUUAAGCGGUUUGAAGUGGUAGAGCCUCGCUAUAGUUACUGGCUAUAGCACGACUAGGCCGGCUCGACCGGGGUGGUGCCACUGUCUCACAGGAAACCAGUGAAGUGACAGCUUGCUGUUUCGUCACGAACGGUUGGUGAGAAUGCCGGAGGUCUACAUUCUUUUUCUCCUAACUAACCCUCUUCUUUAAACUUCUAUCUCUCUCCCUUUAAAUCCUUUGCUAUCCACGAAAGUCAACAAAGCACUUAAGAUCCUUCCAACGCCGAGGCUGGAUAUAUGCAGCAUAUUCACAUUUUUAAUACAAUUAUCGUUGCUGACUUCUAUUUAAGUUUUCCUAGUUCUACCGUAUUGAUAUUCGGAUUGUCGAUUAACUACUCGUAUGUAUCGAUGCGCUGCUUGUACCUGAAACGUUGUACAUAAAACGAACAUAAUAAAAAUAAAUAUUUAUUAAUAAAUAUAAUCACGCAAAAAUAGUAUUACGCUUGCUAGUAAAACAAAACCUAUGCCAAUAUUUAAGUUACUAAAAUAAGUUAAAUAAUCUAAAUGAUAGUUUUUAAGGUAAAUGAAAAAUUCCUUCGUAUCAAUUCUAAACACAUUAGAUAUAGAGUAGAGACGGUUAUGAAUCUAACCUGUCUAUAUGCGCUGUUAUUUAGGCAUAUACAUGCUAUCAGCUGCAAUUCGCUAUUAGUAUGCUUUGUAGGUGGGAAUGAGGCUAUUGAUUCCCAUAGGCACCACCACACAGAGGCCAAUCUUUCUACAUGUUUCAUUAUUUAUUAGCAUCUAAGGAAUAUUUGCCAAAUUGCAAACUUUCUUUAGGUACAUAGGGCUCAAAUGGGAUGUGUGGAAACCCGGCCUCUGCGUCGUGGUCCUAGCAAGAAUAAUUAAUAUUUUGGUAUUUAUAUAGUUUAACUAAAUCUACGUAGACAGUACAUACUGUUUAUCUCAUUUAAUAUCGGAAUUAAGGCAUCGUAAUCUUUAGUUAUAAAUGUUGUAUCCAAUUUGUAUUUAAAAUGUAUUUUAGUAAUAUCACUUGAAAACUUAUUCUAAAUUUAUUUUAAGAUGUACUUACAUUUUCGUAUUAAUUAUAUUAUUGGCCUAGUAAUAAGAUAUAUAACUAAAAUAUAUUAUUGGACUAGAGUAAGAAACAUUUAUCCAAUUAUAAACAACUUAUAAUGUUAAUCGUGUUUAUUGUUCUCGGUAAGUAUUAAAACCAAAAAAAAAAAAUAUAAAAAUAUAUAAAUCCAAAAAAAACAAUGUAGUCGUUUUGAAAUUCUAAAUGUUCGAUGUAUAGUUGUGUAAUCAUUAUAGACAUGUAACCAGUUUAUUCAAUAAAGAUAAUAUGUAUGUAGAAA